AAAUACUAUGAAGUUGGCGUGAAAAAAAUGCAUUGAUUAAUUUUAAGAGAUAACUUGGCAACUUAAUACAAUCAAUAGACGUGUGUAUACAUGAGUACAAAUGUUGCGGAUUAUAAAGAAAAUAAAUUUUUGGCAGAGUAUCAAUUUUAAAAAUUGAUAAAUUAAAUGUUGAGAGACAAAUAUAUUACCAUAAUGUGUCAUAGAGUAUUGUACGGAUCUAUGAGCGAAAAAUUAGACAAGUAUGGUUAUUUUUAUUUAAAUGAUAAUCGUACCGAAAUUUUUAUGGAUAAAAAAAACUUUUAGACAAGGAAAUGAUUAGAAAUUUUGUUUCGUGGUUAUAAUUUGCUAGAUGGAAAUUUUCAAAGUUUAAUUUGAGUGUAGCCGCAACAUUUCAGUAUAAUAAAUUUUUGUUAAAUUUCAUAAAAAAUUACUGUUAUAAAAUUCUCAAUGUUGAGCAUGACUUCAUUGACGUUUACAAAAUAGAUUUAUCACAAACCCAGAUCGUUAUGGAUACCGAUAUUAAAAAGCUAGAUUCUUCGAAACCACCGAGCCUCAAGGUUGAACGAGACAGUGAUCUUAUUGGGAUGUUAUCAAAGCAAUUAUAUUUGGCUGGUGAUCAAUUGCAGAGGAUGAAAAUCUUGUUGAAAAAAACUGAAGAUAGAUUGAAAUCAAAAGAUCAAGAAUUUAAUCGUCUUAAGCGAAAAUUGAAGGAUUGGGAGAGUAAAGAAAAAAGUCAAGAAAGCAAUCUAAAAAAAGAAAGCAAGCAUCGGAAAACACAAUUUGAACGAUCUGAUUACAUUUAUAAGAGGUGUCUGAAAUUAGAAAAGAAAAUUGAUGAAAUAGAGAAGUUUCUUUCCGACUACGGAUUAAUUUGGGUUGGAGAAAAAAAAAGCGCGUCAAAAAAUUUGCGUCAAAUAACACCUGACUACCUAGAUAAAAUAAUUUCGAAUAUUGAAGACUUGAACUUGUCAGUUGGCAAAGGUGAGAUGUUUAUAUGCCGUAAUUCCGGAGGAGCCUCUUUUAAGACUCUUCCAGCUUUGACGCUAAAAUUUUACAAAAAUGGCAUGAUUUUGCAAAAAAGUCAGUUAAGGCCUUAUGACGACCCUUUGUCUCAAGCAUUUCUUAGAGAUAUAUUUGACGGUUAUUUUCCUUCAGAACUUCAGUGCGAUUAUCCCAACGGCGUUCCCUUUAAGGUCGAAGACUACCGAACAAAAUACUAUUUUAGUAGUGGAGCAAAUUAUCCUGGGAGUGGUCAUCAGUUAGGGAACAUAUCCACUACUAGUAGCAAAAUUUAUCCAAUCAAUUUUUCGGUGGAAGAAAAACAUUCAGUAUCUGCAAAAUCAUCGGAUUUAAAACACCCUUAUAAUUUAUCGAUUAAGUCUCCAAAAUUUUCUUCGCGAACAAAAUUGUCAAAUCCAAGCUUAUUUGAUCUUCAAAUUCCGAUUUCAAUCACUCAGAGAAAUAAUUCAGAAAAAAAUAUUCCAUCAAAUAAUAACGUAGAAAUAACAUCGGGGAAUAUAAAAAAUGUAAGAAAUACAGCAAAUUUAUCCUCAAGAACAAAAAUAUCUAAUUAUACUCAGGAUAUAUCAAAACGAUCAUCUCAUUCGAGUAAACAUAAAUUUGAGUUAUCAGAUAGAUCAUCCUUGGAUUUAUCAGCCCGGAGCAAUUUUGGGAUUCGCCCGAGAUCAGUGAGUUUCUCAAGGGAUAUUUUUCGUUUUUCACACAGUUCAAUGCCGUUGUCCGCUGGAGGUAAUUCUAGUUCUUCGAGAAGCUGUAAAGACAUUCAUGGAAGCAAUUAUAGUAAACUUCGAACAUCAAAAUCGACGACAAUGACGACCCAUAACUAUGAAAUGCCGUUAGUUCAGGAAAUAAAUGAACCAACCAAAGAUUCAGGAGAAUUGAGAUUAAAAAUCAGAUCUUUGAAUGGUAGAAUAGUUUACCUUGCGUACGUUUCUGCUGAUGACUCAGUAAACUAUCUUUACCACUUGUUGGACAGAGCGAUGUCAGGAAAACGAAAGCGUACUCCGAGUUAUAAAAUUGUUAUCAGUGGAUUUACAUCAAGAAGACUUGAUCAUAUGGACAUCUCCUUAAAGAAUUACGGAAUAGAUAAAGAUACUGUACUUCAUCUGGUUAAUGACUGAAUUAUUAUUGAUAUUCUGAUUAUUAUAAAAUUCUUAUUAUUAUAAAAUUACUCUGAUUAUUAUAAAAUUUUCAAAAAUUGAUUAUGAACCGAAAUGUCAUAAGAAGAUUACGAAGAUUUAUACAUCUAUUUUAGUAAUUAUUGUGAAAUUCAUGCUCCAAUUUGUAAUAAAAUAAAACUUAAUCUCACGAUUGAAUUAAACGCUCCUAGAUUUAUGCAAUCCUUUAAUAGUA
Cotesia glomerata is the source of this 2373-nucleotide messenger RNA. RefSeq lists its product as uncharacterized. The record is from RefSeq and is a predicted model, not a curated record. Gene Ontology annotation, molecular function: ubiquitin binding. Bases 507 to 2141 code for a protein of 544 amino acids. Gene Ontology annotation, biological process: proteasome-mediated ubiquitin-dependent protein catabolic process. The transcript has 13 exons. NCBI's taxonomy places the organism in Eukaryota, Metazoa, Arthropoda, Insecta, Hymenoptera, Braconidae.